AUGGCUAGAUCACCGAUAUUGAAACGUACUAUAUCUUUUGGUUAUCCUCAAACUAUAAAUGAUCGCGAGAUUUCAAUGGAAAAAUCAUCAUUAUCAUCAUCAUCUUCUUUGCUCAUAGAAGAUCAAAUAAAAAUUCUUGAUGAAACACUUUCUGAAAAUGGCAAGACACUUAUUCAAGAGUUACUCCAAUCUAAUAAAAAUCUUAAAAAAGAAAUUCAUGAUAUUAAUCAACAAUUAAAAUAUACUAUUAAAAUAAAUGAAAAAUAUGUUGAUCAAGCAUAUAACAUGACAAAUAAUACGAAAAGAAAUAAAAUGACGAAUGAUUCCAAUAAUUCAAUUUAUUCUGAUAAAUUACGAAAAUUAGAAAAAUAUAAAAUGAAAGCAUUAAUGUAUAAACAACAAUAUGAAUUAUAUCAAGACACCAUGAAUAAUCUUCAAAAAACAAAUCAAACAAUGGAAGAACAAUUUGAAAAAUUACACAACAUAGAACAACAACAACAAAAACAAAUUGGUUCUCAACAGUACCCAAGUCUUUCUAUCGAUCAUCGUUUUAUUCAUAAACUAUUUCAUUUAUGUCUUCAACAUUCAACAAACUCUUCAAAAUCAAGAACAACAAUUCCUUCUCAUCAAGACAUGAAAACAUAUAUACAACAAACAUUUAAUUAUUUAAUAAAAGAAUCAUUUAAAAUAAAUUCUAAUAAAACAAAUCAUUUUACUUGUAAAUGUUCAGAUCAUAUUGAUCCUAAUCAUAAACCAAGUUAUCAAUAUUGUCUAAAUAUUGUUGAACAAUAUCAAACAUUAUUUGACAUAAAAUGUUUUCAACAAAUAUCAACAUCACUUAUUGAUUUAUAUGAGAAACAUGGAGAAUUAGAUAAUUUUAUUUGUACUGUUUCAACUACAUUAGGUGUUAAUAACAAAAAUCACAAAUUAUUAAUUAAAACUUUAGAAAAGAUAAUUGAAGAUUCGACAUCAGAUAAAAUGUUUACAUUUAAAAAAUUAAACAAAAUAAAAUAUAUGAAUGAAGCAAUGAGAAAAAUUCAUUUUCAUGAUAAUAAUAUGUCUAAUUAUCAUCAAUUUAUUGAAGAAUUAGCUAAUUUACUUGAAGUAUCAAAAGUUGAUCAAAUAAUUCCAGCUAUUAAAACACUUAAAUUACUUGCACAUGUUGAUAUUGAACAACAGUCUAGUUAUUUAUCACGUAUAUCAUCGAUGGAUGUACUUAAUCACACAUAUUCAAAUUCACUUCGAACAAACCCGUCUAGUUAUACUAAUGAACAAUCGACUGAAAAACAAAUUAAAUGA
Rotaria sp. Silwood2 is the source of this 1299-nucleotide messenger RNA. NCBI's taxonomy places the organism in Eukaryota, Metazoa, Rotifera, Eurotatoria, Philodinida, Philodinidae. The record is from the annotation of a GenBank genome assembly.